AUGGUUCAGUGCUCCACUGCUCUCUACCAAUCGACUCCCAGAAAAAUUAUCAAAUGGUCAGUCACUACUAUAACUACUGAGGAUGGCAGGGGAAAUAGCAUCUGGGACGAUUAUUCUCACUACUGGGGCGAGAAAAAUAUAAAUGUCAAUGGAGAAACACGCUGUAAUGUGGAUAAAUGUCAUACAGGAGACAUCGCUUGUGACAGUUACAGACAGUGGGAUCGGGAUCUUGAGUUGUUAAAAAAUACGAAUGUGAAGACGUAUCGCUUCUCCCUUUCAUGGUCCCGCUUGCUUCCUUUCGGAACAGAAGACUUGGGUAUAAAUGCGAAAGGAGUUGAUUACUACAACAAAAUGAUCGACGACUUGCUUGAAAACAAUAUUAUUCCAUUUGUGACUAUCUAUCAUUGGGAUCUUCCAAGUGAGAUACAGAAUACCAUUGCUCCUGGUGGCUGGAUAAACUCAUCAAUUUCGGACCUGUUUGCAGAUUAUGCCGAUUUUUGCUUCAGAACAUUCGGCGAUAGAGUUAAAAACUGGAUCACUCUCAACGAGCCUGGAAUAUUUGUCGAUCAAGGAUAUCACGAAGGAAUCAUGGCUCCGGGAAGGAAGGGCUACAUGCUUGAGGCGCGAUUCAAUACGAUUCUAGCGCAUGUCAAAGCUUACCGAAGAUACGAUCAAAAAUACAGAGACAAUCAGAAAGGACAGGUUGGAAUUACCCUUUUCUCAAUGUGGAAUGAGCCUGAAACAGAGGAAGAAAGAGAUCUCGCGGAUCUUAAAAUGGAGCUUGAUCUUGGCUGGUGGGCAGAACCAAUUUUCGGUUCUGGAGAUUUUUCAUCUGAGCUGAAAACGCUGAUUUCUGACGAAGGAAAGACUUUGUCAGAGUUUUCGGAAGAUCAGAAAAAGUUGAACCAAGGAGCUUCUGAUUUCUUCGGACUAAAUCACUACACAACCCGCCUAGUCCGUUCUUGCGACUCUUGCGAAUACGGCUUUGAAGAAGUUGAGUGCGAUUCCUGGCCAGUUACUGGUUCUGUCUGGCUUCGACCAGUCCCCUGGGGUUUUCAAAAACUUCUUGAGUUCAUUCAUAAUCGCUGGGAUACCAAAAAAUAUCCGCUUUACGUGACUGAAAAUGGCGCGUCUUCGAAAGAUACUGGAGCUCAAGAUUUAGAGGACCAGUUCAGAAUUGAUUAUUAUUCGAGUUACGUGUCUUCGAUGAAGAGAGCGAUGAAGAAUGGCGUCAAUGUCAAAGGCUACAUGGCCUGGUCUUUGAUGGACAAUUUCGAGUGGGCCCGUGGAUACACGGAGCGUUUUGGUGUUCAUUGGGUUGACUUCAAUGAUCCGAGGAGACGAGUCUAUCCGAAGAAAUCGGCGGAAUUCUUAAAGAAGCUUUUUUCUAGCAAUAAGCUUUCUUUUGCCAAGGAAGAACUGUAA
Molecule: messenger RNA, 1425 nt
Organism: Oikopleura dioica
Lineage: Eukaryota; Metazoa; Chordata; Appendicularia; Copelata; Oikopleuridae
Source: the annotation of a GenBank genome assembly